Messenger RNA from Dreissena polymorpha, 1587 nucleotides. Its product is annotated as mitochondrial import receptor subunit TOM40 homolog. Gene Ontology annotation, biological process: protein import into mitochondrial matrix. The transcript has 8 exons. Bases 142 to 1203 code for a protein of 353 amino acids. Gene Ontology annotation, molecular function: transmembrane protein transporter activity. NCBI's taxonomy places the organism in Eukaryota, Metazoa, Mollusca, Bivalvia, Myida, Dreissenidae. The record is from RefSeq and is a predicted model, not a curated record. Gene Ontology annotation, cellular component: mitochondrial outer membrane translocase complex; mitochondrial outer membrane.
UUACGCAAUCGGAAGUCACCUUGCGCAUGGCAAUUGCACAUGUCAAAAAUAUAAAAAUACAUUGCAUAACAUUUGACAAAUUAUAAAAUUUUUAACCAUAAUAAAAGCAUCAACGAGAAGCACUGAAAAAGGUAACAAACCAUGGGUAACAAUGCGUCAGCUCCCGCAACUCAUUCACCGCCUGUGCAACGUUCUGAAACUAGUGCGUCUGCUUUACCCCCUCCCCCACCCACCGGCAUGCCACCGGUUCCACCACAAAUGAAACAUGAAGAUAUACAAGUGCAAAUGGCUGAGGCAAAACAAUCAGCUUCGCAAAGAUCUAACAAUCCAGGCACAUAUGAAGAACUUCAUAAAAAGACGAGAGAGCUAUUUCCACAAGUGUUUGAAGGUGGUAAGAUUGUGUUCAGCAAGCCAUUGAGCAGUCACUUCCAGAUCACUCACAAUCUUCAGCUUGCCAACCCCAUGACCUCAGGUUACAGGUUUGGUGCUACAUAUGCUGGAACAAAACAGUUCAGUCCUCAGGAGGCCUAUCCAAUAAUGCUUGGAGAUACAGAUGCCAGUGGAAAUCUCAAUGCCAACAUCAUUCAUGCUUUCACUAAGAACACUUUGACACGAUUUGUGGCACAGUUCCAAGGAGAUAAGACAAACACCCAGAUGGUUACAGACUACAGGGGCAGCUGCUUUACAGCCUCAUUCACAGCAGCUAAUCCAGACCUUCUCAAUGGCUCAGGUAUAUUUGUGGGCCACUACUUACACCGUGCCGCCAGUUCAGUUGACCUUGGUGCAGAGUGCAUGGUCCAGAGAGGGGGACAGGUACCAGGUGGUCAGAUAGCAGUCCUGUCACUAGCAGCACGCUUCAACGGUGAUAAGCGUUCUCUGGCUGUGUCGCUGACCCCGGCCGGCCCAGCAGGACCCCAGGCUCACCUGACGUACUGCCACCGCAUCAACGACCACCUCCAGGUAGGGGCUGAAUUAGAGACCAUGUCCGGCAUGGGCGAGGCAGUGGCCAGUGUAGGAUAUCAGCAGGAGAUACCAUCUGCUGGAGUGAACUUUAAAGGUCAAGUUGACACAACAUUGACUGUACAAGCCACUCUUGAGAAGAAAUUAUUAGAAUCUAUGGUACCAAUAUCAUUUACACUCAGUGCUAUAGGAAAUCCUUCAAAAUCAGACUUCAAGUUUGGUGUAGGAAUGAUGCUUGGUUGAUAAUAGUGAUGAAAACAUUAGGAAUUUACUAUUGCCUACUAAAUAAUUUGUGAAAUUAAGGAUUGACUAGUUACUAACGUGUGAAAUGUCGUAGCAAAAAGUUGUAUAAAAAGGAAGGCUGCUUGCUAGGUUAUCCCACUUUUUGUCUUGGGGCUGACUUAAAAAUGCACAGAGAAUAUAGAAUUAGUGGGCUGACAUAAUGGACCGAAACAUGGAAUAUAUUGUUAUAGAUUGGUGAACAGAGGGAAAUGAUAGCGCUAAAACCGAUAGCUGCAAAAACAUUUCCAUAAGUAUUUCAUUAGUGUAUUCUGAAACAUAUUGGAUAAAAACCAUGAAAAAGAUGGACAAUUGACAUGGUUUCAUUUGUGAUUAUUUUUGUAUUUU